Messenger RNA from Chenopodium quinoa (quinoa), 2787 nucleotides. RefSeq names its product P-loop NTPase domain-containing protein LPA1 homolog 2-like. The coding region runs from base 449 to 2461 and encodes 670 amino acids. NCBI's taxonomy places the organism in Eukaryota, Viridiplantae, Streptophyta, Magnoliopsida, Caryophyllales, Amaranthaceae. The record is from RefSeq and is a predicted model, not a curated record. The transcript is spliced from 8 exons.
GAGAUAUUAUUAUAGAUGCAUCGAAAAACUAAAUCGAAAGAACCAAAAAGAUUGGACCCCACGUUUUAACUCGCUUAUAAAUCUAUAGACUCGGUCACUCUCAAAGUCUCAAUUCAAUGACUCGUUCAUUUUCCCAUCAAAAAGAGUGAGGGCAAUUUCGUCAUUACACUUCUCCUAAAUAAUCCAAAACAAAAAACGACGCAAAUUAUAAAUACUUUUCGCAUAAAAAAACGUAUACAUAUAAACCGAGCAACGGAGCAAGUUUAUGAGAUAUAAUUUUCCAAAUUUCUCUGAUUCAAUCCCUCAAAAAAUGGCGUUAAUUUUACAAAAACGUCGAAAAAUGCAUUGCUUCGCUUUAAUUUAAUCCUAAAAAAGCGACGAUUUUUCUCUAUCCUUUCUGGGUUUUCUCCUCUGAACUCACAAUUACACUGCUGUAAAAGUUUUAGGAAUGGAGGAAUUGAAUAAAAUUCUGUACAUAGUGGUAGUCGAUAAUGAUGAAAAUAAUAAGAAAAAUAAUGGUGAGAAGAAGGGUUCUUUUCAUUAUACGCGUUCACUUCUUCAAAGCACCCUACAACUUAUGGGAUGUAAACCUCGUUACGCCACCAAGAUUAGUAAGAGGGUCUUUGAAAGCGUGCAAAGUCAAAGCUUUAAGGAUGACAAAGACAUUGUAGGAAGAUUUUACUCCAAUGCUUCAAGUACUCAGCUGGUUAAGUCUGAAGAAAAAGAAGAAAGUAAUAAGAAUGUGCCUUCUGAGUUGUACAAAAGGCGCACAACUGUAACCAUCAGCAGAGACAAGUUCUUAGACGUUGUCUGUGAGGCUCUUGCUGAAUAUAAAUACAUUGGUCCCAAUCAAAGGGCAGAUCUGAUUUUGGCUUGCAGGAUUCGUGAAAGGAAGGGAUCUCUAACUGUCCUGUUGUGUGGCACUAGUGGCUGCGGAAAGUCCACAUUGUCUUCAAUACUGGCUAGCAGAUUGGGAAUCACAACUGUCAUAUCCACGGAUUCUAUCCGGCACAUGAUGAGGAGUUUUGUGGAUGAGAAAAAUAAUCCAUUGCUGUGGGCUUCAACCUAUCAUGCAGGGGAGUGUUUAGAUCCUGUUGCUGUUGCAGAAGCAAAAUCUAGAAGGAAGGCUAGAAAGAUGGCUGGAAUGUCUUAUUCCGUGUCUAAAACUCAAUCAUGUGACUCAACUCAAGACGAGAAACCUGAUAGCCUGCAGCCAGAGGCAGUUGGUAACAACACUGAACAGUUCAUAAGUCCAAAACAAAUGGCUGUUGAAGGAUUCAAAGCUCAAAGUGAAAUGGUCAUUGAGAGUCUUGAACGCCUUAUUACUUCUUGGGAAGAAAGGAAAGAAUCAGUAAUCAUUGAAGGGGUGCAUUUGAGUCUCAAUUUUGUGAUGGGACUCAUGAAGAAACAUCCUUCAAUAGUACCUUUUAUGAUAUACAUAUCAAAUGAAGAUAAGCAUUUAGAAAGAUUUGCUGUUCGUGCCAAGUACAUGACACUGGACCCUUCAAAAAACAAAUAUGUGAAAUACAUCCGAAAUAUUAGGAGAAUACAAGAAUAUCUAUGCAACCGAGCAGACAAGCAUCUAGUGCCAAAAGUUAACAACACGAAUGUUGAUAAAAGUGUGGCAGCUAUCCACGCCACACUCUUUAGCUGCCUAAAGAGGCGUGAAGCUGGGGAGCAGCUUUAUGAUCCCGCUACCAAUACUGUGAGUAUAAUUUCUGAGGAGUAUAAGAACCAAUGUGCUGCACAUUCUUGGAACUCGAAGGGGAUUUUUCAGUUGAUUCAAAGGAAGGGAUCAUCAAGGCAUCUGAUGGCUUUUGUCAACAACGAUGGCUCUAUAGCAAAAGCUUGGCCAGUUGAUUCUACAGACAAUAGUGGAUCACCAAUGUAUGCAUCUUUGCAAAUUGGUAAGGCAGAGCCUGUGAACAUUCAGUUUGGUCAUUUUGGCAUAAGUGCCUGGCCAAAGGAUACUGGGGGAACUAGUCAUGCUAGCAGCUUCGAUGAAUCUAGAACUGAUUGGCUUUGUACUGAGACUAGCAGCAGAUGCUACUCUUCUUGCUGCAGCUCUCCUCGGCUUCCUAGUGGACCAGCUAAGAGGGUCAAGGAGGAACAAUCUGUUUCCGGCAGUGAUGAAGAGGUUGAUGACCUCGCUGAGCUAGACAGUGAUGAAGAUCUCAGUGAUGGUGACAAACAUACUCAUGAUGAAGAGAUUGAAGGAUCUGUUGAUGAGGAAUCAACUAAAUCAGAUGAGGAGUAUGACGAACAAGAGAACACUUACAAUGACGAGGAGUACACAAAUAACUUAUCUAACUUUCUGAAGAACAAUAACUAUAAAUGUGAUAAAUUUCCUCUGACUCUUAACAUGUUUUUGAGAGCUCGGGGUGAGCCUUUGUCCGAGCAAAAUGGCUCUAACUCUACCCUGCUUGAAGAACGGAUGAGAAUCAGAUCAUGUCGUAUAUAACCACUUUUAAGGCGAAAAAACACUCAUACAGCAUAUCUGCUACUAGUUAGUAAGCAUGAUGCUGCUACUGAUCCUGUUAUCUCUGGAGACUGUAAAAGAUAAAGUACAGUUUUGUUUACUUUAUAUCUCGUUUCUUAGCUCAGUAGCGAAAAUUAGAGCUUUGUUUGUAUAGUUAAAGGCUGGUUUUGUGUAACUUUAAUCUUGUUGUUUUCGUUAUCAUCAUCGUUGUAUUUCUUGCUGUUACGAUGUUAAGUGAACAUGAAUAAUGUCUGUUGGUGGGAUCAAGAUGCUAAGUUUGUCUGUAAUAUACAGAUGCAGUGCUGUAU